UUGCGUAAGGGAGAUUCCACAUGAUUGUACUUCCCUACCCCUUACCCUGUAGCCGUACCGCGUCCGACUUUGUCAUCGAGUUUUCAUCUACAUGAUUCUGUGGUCAUUGGAGAAUUCGAUCUGUGAACGUGAAAAGCGCAUCUAUGUAAUGUUUGUAUUCGUGUUGCUAGCUCCGAUUCGUUUUGUUGACAUCGUUCGUCAUCGUUUCCGUUUUUCUGUGUUUUUCUGUUCAGCUCCGAAAUGACUUUGGCGUAGUUAAAAAGAAAAUUUCUAAAAACAUAUAGUUGCUCAACAGCAAAACAGAAAAACGGAAACGACGACGAACGAUGUCGACAAAACGAACUGGAGCAAGGAAUAUGGAUACCCUGGAUACCGCUGGAUACCGCUGGAUACCCUGGAUAAAAGAAAGACAAAACUCGAUACAGGUAUUGAAGAGGUCAACGACAUAACCUAUACCAGGGACAAAUGGGAUGAGACUCUGGCCAAGAAGAGAGAGAGAGCUCUACAAGUCCUUCAUUGAUGAUCUUAUUGUCAUUCCUGGAGAGUCGAACCUGGAGACUGGUAGAGUGGAUGUGACCACUGAUGAUCAUUCGUUGAAUCUCGAUCAAAACAGUAAGUGGCAGACGUUCUUCAAGGACAACAAGGUACUGCUGCAGAUCGAUAAGGAUGUCAGGAGGCUGUGCCCUGAUAUAUCUUUCUUUCAGCUGGGCUGUGAGUAUCCUUGUAAAGCCAUUAUGCACAGCAAUGGUCAGAAGAGACUGCAUCAGAGAGUUCAUCACACUGUGUUGAAGAGUGCCAGUGUGGAGGAAGGGUCUGUGAGUUACCAAGAUCGCUGUUUCCGCAAGAAAGGCUGCAGGGGAUUACAUACCACUGGAGGUUGGCAAGGCCCACUGGGAAGUAUUAGAAAGAAUGGGAGAUUCUGCUUUACGAAUCUCAUGGCGGAGAUCAGAGAUUUCUUCAUCAAGUGCCUGGAUAAAGCCAAGUUUGGGAUCAAUGCCAUGAUAAGCAAACUCGAUACACAGGUGGAGAUUCCAAGCAGCAAAGUACUAGAAUGCCAUGGUCAUUAUUAUGCCAAAUUCUGAAGCGUAUAUCUGUAACAUCUACAUUAACGUUUAUGCUUGCGUCUGCUGUCUUUAUGUAAUUUAAUAUCAACAUAAUGUUAAUGAUGUACUUUUAUAUUACUUUAACUUCAUUAUACAAUAUUUCAAAAAAGUUUCACUUGAUUUGAUAGAAUGUAUGUACUAAUCAAGAGAAUCAAUACUGUUUCAACAUAAUAAACUAGAAUAAAAUACUGUACAAGGCAAA
Nasonia vitripennis (jewel wasp) is the source of this 1305-nucleotide messenger RNA. Its product is annotated as TBC1 domain family member 13-like. NCBI's taxonomy places the organism in Eukaryota, Metazoa, Arthropoda, Insecta, Hymenoptera, Pteromalidae. The coding region runs from base 471 to 1082 and encodes 203 amino acids. The record is from RefSeq and is a predicted model, not a curated record. The transcript has 2 exons.